Molecule: messenger RNA, 3780 nt
Organism: Cylindrotheca closterium
Lineage: Eukaryota; Bacillariophyta; Bacillariophyceae; Bacillariales; Bacillariaceae
Source: the annotation of a GenBank genome assembly
AUGCUCUCCCUGCGAGAGCUCAUUGCCCAACAAAGCCAAGAAUCAAUUGAUACUACAGUUCAACAACAAAGUCAGGAAUCGUCGUCAGUACAGCAAGAAGAAAUCAAUCCUAGCCGGAGAGAUAAUGAUGGUAGUAACAAUAGUACAACAACAGUUCUUUCAUCGCCAAAACUGGAACUCGACCAAAAUGACAACAUUUGGAAACGCAAGGCCAAGGCGAUACAGGUUUCUCCACCACGACAUGGCAGGAAACGGAUAAAGCCUAAUUUAGUUGAAGAAAUUGACGACGACGACAACGACGAAUCCUCUCAAGGUGAAGAGUGGUUUGGAGAUGACGAUGAUGAUAUUGAUAAUGGUGGCUAUGAUGAUGCAGAGAAUGAUCAUGUGGAUCGCAACGUUGCGUUUCAAGAAUUGAGCAAGUCGCUUCCACAAGCAUUGAGUGCUAUCUACAGCCAUAGCAGUAGUAGUUUUCCGCAUGACAAGACACAACAACUCUCCAUCUUAAAUCGAGCGUUACAUUCCAAACACAAGUCGGUCACCUUUCAAUCCCGGGUGGAACGACUUCAGCCAAGAACAAAGCAAGUCCGUAAAAGGUAUAGCAAGAAUCAUAUCGAGACAGAAACGGUGGAAGAAGCUCGAGAACGUGUACUUCGACGAGAUCGAGAUGUCGAGCGAUACCAAGUGGCGCAACGCUGGCAAAACCGCAAAAUCAAUUACACUCUAGAGAAGGAUGUGAACAACGUCUUUGGCUACCGAGUGCACCGGGUGUUGGCCCGCAAAUUCAAACAGCAAGAGCGACAAAAACACCAGGCAAUACGGGACCAACAGCAAAGAGAGUUGCAAAUCAAACAAGAAGAACGACAGAGAGGUCUGGUAGAUUAUGAUUCGGAGGACGAACAAAAUCAACUGCUCGACCGAUUGACCCAAAACUCUGCCGUGAGCGAGACGAUCCAAACGCAAGAGGAAGAAGAUAUGGCAGAACAAGAAAUAAAAGACCCAUCGAUUCCCUUGAAGGAUCAAAUGGACUUUUGGGAAUAUGGCAAAGCCUAUCCGAGCAAGGAGGAUCUGGCGGAAUUUGACUAUGAAAAGUUGUUUUCUUUUCAACCCGUCCAGACGCUUGCAGAACUUGCAGAGCAAGCAAAGAUCAAUAAGCUAACGCCGGCAGAACGGCGCAUACGACAGAGUCAGACAAUGUCCAUUUCUGCCUUUUUGAAGAUGAGACCCGAAAAGAAAACGGAAACGCCUAGCCCGCGAUAUUUCUUUCCCAACAGUCACGGCAGCACCGAAACAUUGGACCAGUUUGGGCAUAUUCGGCAUUUCCGAGCCAUUGCCAUGAGACAGUUGUCUUCUCGGUCGCUGAGCGAAUCCACCGAAAAUCGAUUGAUUCGCGCCUUGCUCGUAAAACGCAACCAUGGUCGGAUCAAGGGACCGGUGGCCGAUUUUUCGUCGCUUCCAACCUACAAGACAAUGACACAUCAAUUGGCAGCUAACUUGCUCUUGUAUCAUGAACAUUCUUGGACCGAUCCCGAGCUGGUGGCGGAACACUUGGGCUUGACUGGUGAUUUGGCUGGGUUCACGGGUACAGCCGUUCAAGUGGUCGACUUUUUCAAAGCGAGAAGAGACUUUUGCAAGAAGCAUUAUCUUCGAGGGAAGAAGGACUUGAUCGAGGAAAAGACGAAUGGCACUAUUGCUAAUGGUACAGACGAGACGUUACGAGAUCAAUCGGACAAUGCCCAAACCAAAGAGGUGGGCUCGUUUGGAGAAUUGCUUCCCUCCUCUUCUCUCUUUGCCCAUAUUCCAGGUACCAAGGCACCUGUUCCAGAAAUGCCACUGGAACCAGCUGCGAUGCUUUUCGGUCCUGUCGAUAAGCAUGCCAAGUUCUUUCACAAAUCCAAGAUUGGCGAAACGACCAGCCGUCUCAUUGUAUCGACUUUUCUGUGCCGAAUGGCGAAGCAGCAUUCUUCGGAUACUUUUGCGAGCGGAGAAGCUAGUAGCAACCCAUCCGAGGACCUGAAAGCGUUCAUGGAAGAGUAUGUGCAGAUUCAUAGUUCCAAGACAUCCAACUUCUUUGGACGCAUGCAUGGAAUGGUAAAUGUUGCCAAUGUCCAUUAUUACAAGUCAUUGAUGAGUUAUUGCAGCUUGCUGGCCAACGGGUGUCCACUACCGGCGUCGACAAACGAAGCAAUCAAGGUGGAAGAUCGUGAAGACGACGACAUGUAUGCUACGGAAGGUGUGUGCAAGCAAGCAAGAGAAAUUGUCAGUGUCUUGCAGAGUCAUGUCGGUUGUGCGGAAGUGGCAAAAUUCCCACGAUUGCGGAUUGUCUUUUCCUUGGCGCAGAUCGCCUCGAGCCUGCCAGAGUCGGCUGCAGAUAUCUUGUCCCAAGCAGUCGAUGGGGAGCAAGUACGCACACCACUAGAUUUGUUCAAACAAACAUUGGAGCACAUGGAAGAGAGAGAAAUGAUUGUCUCCCAAAAGGACUUUCCAGAUGACGACACGGUUGACGUUGGAAAUCUAGAGUACUUGUUCUUUCAAGCCUCCAAAACACUCCAGGAGAAUAUUCAAGUCGAUGCUCUGGAUUUGGAUCAUCAUUUAUGGUACAUUGGUGCUCUGGCUUCGUGUCUUCUCCUCUGUUCGGGAAAUAGAAUUGGCGGUGGUGCACACAUGUAUCCAUCUCGAAAAAGUCGAAUGACUUUUUAUGGGUACUCCAAGUCACUCCCACACGAAGUACGCUACAAGCUGCCCAAAUUCGACGACAUGCGCCAGGCACUGUCCUCGGCCAUUAAGAUGCUUUUCCAACUUGCAAGCUAUCAAAAGGGAUCCAAAGUGCACCUUGCUGUUUGUUCCCUACUCGACUGGAAAGAAGUUGUGGCAUUGCUGGCUGGUGAUUCAGGUCCAAGCAAGUGUGAUGACAUUUGUCGUCUUUAUUCCCAUCAUGCCAAGAAGUGGGCAUUGAGUGAUCAAAGUUGGAAGUCUGGGACUACUAGUACUACUUUGGAGAAGAAAGACCACGCCUUUGAGACAGAAUUAUUGGCGCGGCAACUGGAAAACCGUCCCGGCACCAUUGAGGUUUGGCGCAAAUUUGUACAGAAGCUCGGACCACUAGGACAUUGUGAGAAUGGCACUGCACCUGACGAAUCUACUACUGAUUGCCCUCCUCGAGAUGAUUGCAUUGUGAACCACUCGAAAGACUGGUGGGGCUCCAGCCGCAAAUGGUGGAUUGGGAGUCUGUUGCACAUGGACUCUUUGAAAAUAGCGCGGAGGUGGAAACCUUAUAUCAACGGAGUGAUUGAGAAACUGGAAGAACCAUCGAACAUGCCAGAAUGUGCUCCAUACGUUCCCCAUUUCCCGGAGCAUGAUGAUUACGACACUGUGAAAUCAUUGGAGGAGACUUGGACAAGCUGGCUUCCGUUGGAAACAAUAGGACUGCAUACAAACAAAUGUGAAGGCGAUCGAGCAACAUGCUUUGAUGACAAGCUACCCGAUCGAACAGUCCCCCGAAAUAGCUCUGAUAUGCUGGAAGAUAUGGAACAGAAAGAAGAAGAAGACACAGAGUUUCGUCUCCCAAGUUUGGGGCCGUCUACCAAGGAACCUCGCCCAAGAAGAGCCGCUGCUUCAAAACAAAAGCAAGUCCAAGACUCGAGUGACAACAAAAGUGAAUCAUCAUCUUCCAGCAGUGAGGAUGAUGAUGAUGGUCAAACACAAGCAAGUGGCGAAAGUGAUUCAGGCAGUGACGAUGAUGGCGAUUCUAGUGACGAUGAUAGCACCUAUGCCCACGAAUGA